AUGGCGGCUGCCUCUGGACUACAUUUCCCAGAAGGCCCCGGGGUGGGUUUUCCCCUCCGGCGCGUGCGCAGUAGGGAGCGCGGUGGGGGGUCGGGGGUCCCGGCCUGGUCGCCUCAGGACGGCCAUGGAGCGCCUCCUCCGCCCCCGCCGGCGUUGUCCCCGCCGUCCCCGUCCGAGCCCGGCGGCCCCGGCUGCUCCGGCGCCCGGAGCCCGGACGGGCCCGCCCGGCCGACCCGCCGUCACCAUGGCGACGGCGACGACGACGACGACGACGAGGAGGAGGAGGACGAGGACGACGACGAUGAAGACGAGGAGGAGGAAGGCCGCCGCUGCCCGCUGGGGCUGCAGGCAGGGGGACGCCUCGAUUCGGAGGAGGACGACGACGACGACGACGAGGACGACGACGACGACGACGAGGAAGAAGAGCGAAUGAUUAAUCUCUCCGAGCUGACCCCCUACAUCUUGUGUUCAAUCUGCAAAGGUUACUUUAUAGAUGCCACCACCAUUACAGAGUGCCUUCAUACAUUCUGUAAAAGCUGCAUUGUAAGACAUUUCUACUACAGCAACAGAUGUCCAAAGUGCAACAUUGUAGUUCAUCAGACACAACCUCUUUAUAACAUCAGGUUGGACCGACAGUUACAAGAUAUAGUAUACAAAUUAGUUAUCAAUCUAGAGGAAAGAGAGAAAAAACAAAUGCAUGACUUCUAUAAGGAACGAGGUCUGGAAGUGCCCAAACCAGCUGUACCCCAGCCGGUUCCUGUCAGCAGAGGAAGACCGAGGAAAGUCUUGGGAUCGGUUUUCCGAAUUCCACCAGAACUGGAUAUGUCUCUCUUACUGGAGUUCAUUGGUGCUAAUGAAGGAACAGGACAUUUUAAGCCACUGGAAAAGAAGUUUGUGCGAGUUUCAGGAGAAGCAACAAUCGGACACGUAGAGAAAUUCCUCCGGAGAAAAAUGGGUCUUGACCCUGCUUGUCAGGUAGACAUAAUAUGUGGAGACCACUUGUUGGAGCAUUAUCAGACACUAAGGGAAAUCCGCUGUGCUCUAGGGGAUGGAGCAAUGCAAGAUGGCUUACUUGUGCUUCAUUAUGGCCUCGUGGUCUCUCCACUCUAAUUAGCCUGAAGACUGUGGAGAUAUCUGAAGGUAAAGCCAUGUGACUUCCACUUCACCAAAGACUGUCAUGUCUCAACUAGUUGCCACCACUCUGUGCUGUUCUGGUUCUAACGGGUUGUUUAAUUUUGCAUCAGUAAGAACCAUCUGCAAGUACUACUAGAAAUGAUGGAAUGCAUUUGGUCAACCGGAGACCAAGUGUGAAGAGCAGUAGUAACUCAGGGAGGAAAGAUUGUCAAAACAUUGACAUCUGAAAUUUCCCUGUGAUGUGACAGAUUGUUCUAGCAUAGUCUUGAUUUGUAUUCUCAGCUUUAGCUUGAAGCAGACACACUUAGAAUUUUCUUCUCGAGUAGACCAUGAUCCUGUUUUUCAAUUUCAGAUGGGUUGGGAUUCUGCUCUCAGGGAUAGCAUUUGAUAAACAUUCCUCCCUUUAGGAAAGAGAUGUGUUCAUCUGGAAAAAUGGCACAUCAUGGUUUAAUUUGGACUUAGAGAUUUUCAGAUCUUUUCGAAGGUCCUAAAUGUCAGCUGUAUGUUUUUUAUACCAUAUCUUGAUUCCUAUAGAGGUAAUGAAUGGGAUCCUUCUAGCACCAUGGCUGCUAAUUUAGUCAUGCUACCCCGAGCAUCUCACAGGUGUAGUCAGAGGUGCCACCUCUUCUAAAAUCGUAAGCAUUGAAUUGUUUUAUCCAGCGUGUGGUCCCCGAUGCCUUUAUAGGGCUACAGCUCAUCAAAGUAUGAUCAGAAAUGAAAGUCUUCAAAGGUCCAUGCCCAAUUAUUUCCUCCUAAGAACAAAUUAAAACACAAAGAUUUCCAUGAUUUCACUCUACGGAUACGCAUUCCAGAACGAUCCUUAUGGCAGAAGACGGGAUGUCCUGAAGAGGGUGUGUCCAUGGAGUCACUAUGGUAGGAAACUAUUCAAUGGCAUUUGAAGAAGAUGAAGAGGGUGUGGCGAAGAACGUGGGUGCUCAUUCACGUAUUAGGCCAUUAAGUUUGAAAACCAACACUUUACGAGGAUACACUUCACCUAAAGUAACUCUUUGUGGUGCUAUGAAAAAUGUAAAUGACUCUUUUGCAACCCAAAUUAUAAAGUUUAUUUUUGAAAUUUGUAUAGAGAUACAGUAAUUGGAUGUGGAUGUGGUAAUUGGAUUUGGAAAAGGCUGUUCUGUAAAGAAUUUGUUCAUGGUGUGAAUAAAAUGUCUUGUAAUACUUAAAA
Molecule: messenger RNA, 2317 nt
Organism: Tachyglossus aculeatus (Australian echidna)
Lineage: Eukaryota; Metazoa; Chordata; Mammalia; Monotremata; Tachyglossidae
Gene: PCGF6
Product: polycomb group ring finger 6
Exons: 11
Coding region: 1-1110 (369 amino acids)
Biological process (GO): regulation of transcription by RNA polymerase II
Cellular component (GO): PRC1 complex
Source: RefSeq, a predicted model, not a curated record